AUGUUUCUCAGUGCUGCUCACGGAAUCAAGUACUUCAAACUCGGAAAGAUGACAAAUUCUGAUGCGUGUGCUGCUCUUCUGCUUGGCUUUACUCGUUGCAGUGUUCGCGUUCUCUCAGGAUACGCAAACCAGGUUCCGAAAAAGCCAUUCGCAAGACGCGAACAUCCAGCCGUUCAUUCGAUUCCGCAAAGCUUCAUACAACACAUGGACUGA
Molecule: messenger RNA, 213 nt
Organism: Necator americanus (New World hookworm)
Lineage: Eukaryota; Metazoa; Nematoda; Chromadorea; Rhabditida; Ancylostomatidae
Exons: 3
Coding region: 1-213 (70 amino acids)
Source: RefSeq, a predicted model, not a curated record